CCACUUCGGUGCACCCAUCGGCGAGCGGGCACGAUGCCGCGAAGUCAGGCUAGGGUAUUUGAGGAUGGGGGGGAGGAUGAGAAUCUGAAGGCGCAGAAGAAAUGUUGCGUGUACAAGUACAUCCGCGUGGGGCAGAGUAUCGGCGAGAGAUUCCGCGGCAAUCGCAUGUUGAAGUGUGUUUUCUGCGGCCAUGAGUUCCAGGGCAACCAGUUCGUGGCGGCGCGCCAUUUCCGCCAGGGCAAGGGAUGUCCGGAAGUGACCGACGAGGCACUUGUCGACAUCCACUACAAUAGUGAGUACAAGAUGUCCGGCAAGUUCCAACAGCAGAUCCAACAGUUUGAGGAACUUCACAGUCCGGUGCCUGCGAUGGAUCCGCGACGGGACGAGGGGGGGGAGGCAGAGAUGAGGGACGCGGAGGAGCAGAUCGACGUGCACGACAACGUCGAGGAGGUUGCGCGGGCAGGGUCGUCAGGGAGGGAGCGAGGGAAGGGCGUUGUCAGCGAGCCGGGGGGCAGCAGGGCCAGUACUUUGCGUCGGCGCACGUGUCGGCUCGUACACGGGCAGAUGGAGUUCAAGAAGAAGUGGUUGUGGUUUGUGUACAGUCAGCGCCUGGCGUUCAAUGUCUUCCGGAGCAAGCCGUGGUUGGACGUCGUCCGACACUUCAGGGAUUUGUCGGGGCCAAUGAAGGUGUUGUGGCCUUCAGAGAAUGAGAUCGCAGACAUAGAGAUCAUUGUCCACACGGCGGACGAUGUGGGAGCUGAUCUCGCGGAGGUGUUCGAUGACUUUCCCCCUAAGUGGGUGAACGCCAUCUGCACCGACUCCGCGUCGGCGUACGUCGCCGCGGCGAACAUGCUCCAGGGGCCCGAGCAGAGGCCAGAGCAUCGAUGGAUCACGUGGCUCCCAUGCGCAGUGUAUGUCUGCAACAAGAUAUUGCCAGACAUUGGUUGUUCGGGCGCGUGGUCCAAGGACAUCGUCGUGAGGGGGAGAGCGGUGGUGCGCUUCAUUAAGGAGCACGACGCCGCUCUCCAUAUUUUUCGGGGGGAGAGCAGGUGGAUGGGCCUCAUUUAUCCUUGCGAGACACGUUUCGCAUUUGUGUUCGCGAUGGUGGAGCGUUUGCUGGCAGUGAGGUCAGCAUUGGAGAGGAUGGUGGAUGGCGAUACUUGGGGUAUGGUCCCUUGGGACCAUUCCGUUCGUCACUUGGCUAGGUGGGUCAGGUGGCAGGUGCGGCAUGGCAGCUGGUGGGAUUCCAUGGCCAUCUUGUUCCGUGUCAUGGAGCCCGUGUACGACUUGCUGCGCAGGUUGGACCGUGGAGGGCUGCACAUGUCACGGGUUGCUGAGUGGGCACAGGAUCUGGCCCGCCAGGUAGCAGAGGAGGUUUGUGCACUUCCGACCAAUCUUGCACACCACAUUGUGCGGAGGGUGCAGGCCCGAUGCGCUCACAUGUUGGAGCCGGCGCACGCCGCUGCUCACCCUCUUUUUCGCAGCCCCUGGGACUUGCGGUACUUCGAGGGCGUGGUCAGCGACUACGACGCGAGCUUGGUGAGGGAGGCAGAGACUUACAUCUUGUCACAGACAGGGUUCAGUGUGGCGAGCCGCGACUACGAGACCGCAUGUGCGUAGUUGUGCGACUUCCACACACGGAGGGGGACGAUUGCUUGGGGGGGGAGGGACGGAGACAGAGAUGCACAGAGGUGCACGGGCGAUGCGGAGACAUACGAGUCC
Messenger RNA from Chara braunii, 1722 nucleotides. NCBI's taxonomy places the organism in Eukaryota, Viridiplantae, Streptophyta, Charophyceae, Charales, Characeae. The record is from the annotation of a GenBank genome assembly.